CAUGAAAGUGGCUGUGUGUGUGUCAUGGAUUCAAGACUUCACCAGAACAUUUGCGCCCCCCAUAUCCUUUGGUGACAUUCAAGGUCACAAAUUGAAACAAAAGAAGCCCAUGGCCACAAAUCAGAUUGGGCCUGUUGCGCGGGCCUGGUACAAGUGGAAAGCUCUCCGCUUGCCAUGGCGCAAGCGCUUCCUCGUGGGUUACGACCUUCAAGGUAACACGUACUGGGAAUUUCGACUCACGAGAGGCGCUGAGAGUAAUGAGCGCUGGCGAAGAAUUGUUAAAUACCCGCGAUCAACACACUACUCUUCCGUAAAGGUCAGCCCACAAUGGCACCAAUGGCUACGGCAUACACGAGAAGAACCUCCAAGCAUCGAGGAACAACACAGCGAUGUUUUGCGCCGGGUGAGGAUGCAGAAGCUUGCUGCUGAGGCGGAUGCUCGAUGGGAGGCCAAACCGCGAGUUAUGGAGGCGCCACAGGCUGCGCCGGCACCGUUGCUUUCACCGGCGAAGGCUAGUCCUUUACAACAAGACGCCAGGAGUGGUGAGCAGACUGACACGGGCGCAAAAAAGACCAAAGAAGAGGCUGAAAAGAAGGAUGAUCCUUGGGCUACGGCCAAGGCUAGAGCACCAGGCGAGACAUGGCAACCAACUUCUUGGAGUCCUACAGCAGCCAAGAAACGUUGAGCAAUAGAGCUUCAGUUAAAGUACUGACCGGCUCAACUGGUCCAGCAAGCCAUGAUUACCAUAUCAAAUGUAGCAACAAUGUACAAGAGUCGCGGAAAGAGACGAAACAGAUUCAACGGCAGAAUCUUGGGUAUCAUCAUUCAUUACGGCAUUAUGUUCAUGCACUGGAUAGUCUAUAAUAUGUACGUUACCACCAGAAAACCAAUAAGAACCAUCGCCCCAUUAACCGUCUCAUGACUCCGCUUCCUGAGAAGCUUUUAAAACUUCCAAAAGCAACCGAAUUCUUUCACCUGAAUUAGUCAGGAUCUCUUGCGCAAGAGCGUCGGCUUCAUCACCCUUAACUUUCCCAGUACGCCUCUUCUUUGCUUUUGCUUCUCGAGCUUUGAUGCCCUUCUCAACAGCCUCUUCAAACUCUUCAGAAUAGACCAUUAGAUCGCAUGCCCAAAGAAGUUGUAUAGCGUCUUCAACGACUAGGGACAAUUUCGCGUUGUCUUCCAGAGCUACGGUAUUCGCCGGAUGAGGGACAAAACACUGUUCUAACAUUGACAAGGUCAAACUUCCCUCUGCGUCACCUUCUGGGUCGACCUUUGAAGGAUCUUUGUACGAUGAUGGUAGUAAUAAAUCGAAUAAUUCUUUGGUGAUGGUAAUAUGUGCUUCAGAUAGAAGGGGAUUUGGUCUCUGGCAUGCAAAAAGAGUAAACAUAGGGAGUGGGAGAAGUUUGAGGGAGGCAGUGUACUCCUCAUAUAAACGAUGAAGCUCGGAAGGCUUUCGGAGUGACCAUGUCACCGCAGAAAGUAAUCUGAACAGACGAAGGCGUAUGUCGACAGACUCGACCAGCCCUUGCGAGUGUACACUUGCUGCGCCGAGUUUUCGCGUGUCCUUAGGCUUUUGAGGCGUUGGUGGUUCAGAAACUCCCGAAGAGAUUGAUUCAUCAUCAAAGUAGUCCCCAAAUUUGUCGUUUUCCAGGUCCAGCACCUGUUCCCGCUUUCGUUUGUUAGACGUCUUGCUCGGGCCUCUGGGUUCCUUAUCAAAAACCUCGCGGAAGGCAGACGACGAUAUCUCGCCUCCAUCGGCAAAUAUGGCUUUGACAAAUCCUUUAGCUCCAUUUUGUCGCCCGUUUUGUUGCUCCAUAUACAUGACAAUGAUGGAUUCAUUGCGUGAUGUACGGGGUAGCUCGCUCUCUGGGCCAUUGGCUAAUUGCGCCUCCUUGUCGCAUCGCUCGCGCUCGUUCCAGUCGGCCUCCAAGACAUCCAACAUCAACUCUAGCCAGGCUUUCCAGUAUUGCCAUCGCUUCGGAUAUAACGUGCUGCAGUUGAAUGCCCAACCAAUGGUUGACCAAAAGUCUUGUCCACGGUUCCAUAUGCUACCGUCGUUGGCAAGUUUGCCUCGAAGUCGUUCGUCGUCGCCAUUUGAUUCCGUGUCUGAUAUAUCGCUAUCGUUUCCCUGUCCAUAUUGAUCCCAGCGGCGACCUGAGCGUGGUGUAGAGCUGAAUUGGAAGGCUGUUCUGAGAUCGGCAUUAAUGGGACCGGCAACUAGAAGAAUAUUGCGCAAAUAGUCGAGAGCCUGUGAGGCAACGUCAAGCUGGUCUUUCUUCUCCGCACGGGUGGUGUGGAGAGGAUGAAUAACAAGAGUAUUUAAUAGAGCGAGAUGGCUUGGAGGAGGGACAAGGACGUGCUUCUUCGAAGGAGUGUGCUUGGAUAUGCCAGAGGCGGCAAUGCUGUUGAGGAGAUUGAUCGCGGAACCAUCUAUCGAGCUGUAAGUGUAAGU
This is a messenger RNA of Fusarium odoratissimum NRRL 54006, 2452 nucleotides long. RefSeq lists its product as uncharacterized. Lineage: Eukaryota; Fungi; Ascomycota; Sordariomycetes; Hypocreales; Nectriaceae. Gene Ontology annotation, cellular component: membrane. The transcript has 2 exons. The record is from RefSeq and is a predicted model, not a curated record. The annotation marks the transcript as partial. Gene Ontology annotation, biological process: mitochondrial respiratory chain complex I assembly.